CUGAUCAAUCCAGCAUCGAAGUUUCAAGUGUCCAUUGUAGAAAUAGAUCCCCACGGAAGGUACUUAAUCACUAAACUUCGAGUAGAGCGUACAAUCGUUUAUGUGAUUAAUGUAUAUGCACCAAAUGAUUACCGCAAACAGGAACAAUUUAUCAGAAUCUUAGGUGAAAAAUUUGUUUCCGAAACUGACACUACAAAAUUAAUCAUUUCAGGUGACUGGAACGUAACGCCACCCUAAACAAAAUUGAUAAAUGGGGAGGAUUGCCCUGGAAAGAAACCACAUAUAGAAGCUAGAUUAUUGACCUGACGGAAGAACUCGAUUUACUGGAUAUUUAUGGGCAAUUCCAUGCAGACACCAAAUCAUUUACGUACGAAACAAAAAAUUCAAAGUUGAAAUCUAGAAUUGACUUUUCUCAUAUCUCGCCCUAUCUCAUGUANGCGGUUUUUUUCCUAUUUAAAAAACCAAAAAGCCACAAUUUUUAAUUUGCAAGAAACUUUUUCAAAGCCUGAAGACGAGAAGUUUUGGACAAUAGAAUGGGGAGGAAAAGUUUUUUUCUCCCAUGGCACGGAGCAUUCGAAAGGAGUCACAAGGCUGAUCAAUCCAGCAUCGAAGUUUCAAGUGUCCAUUGUAGAAAUAGAUCCCCACGGAAGGUACUUAAUCACUAAACUUCGAGUAGAGCGUACAAUCGUUUAUGUGAUUAAUGUAUAUGCACCAAAUGAUUACCGCAAACAGGAACAAUUUAUCAGAAUCUUAGGUGAAAAAUUUGUUUCCGAAACUGACACUACAAAAUUAAUCAUUUCAGGUGACUGGAACGUAACGCCACCCUAAACAAAAUUGAUAAAUGGGGAGGAUUGCCCUGGAAAGAAACCACAUAUAGAAGCUAGAUUAUUGACCUGACGGAAGAACUCGAUUUACUGGAUAUUUAUGGGCAAUUCCAUGCAGACACCAAAUCAUUUACGUACGAAACAAAAAAUUCAAAGUUGAAAUCUAGAAUUGACUUUUCUCAUAUCUCGCCCUAUCUCAUGUAGUGUUAAAAGAACCGAGGUGCGCUCUUCCAUAGCACCAGACCACAAAGCAAUUUUUUUUAGGUAUAUGGAGUUACAAAGUGAGCUGAAAAGAGGGCCUGGGACGUGGAACUUCAAUAAUACUUUAUUAGAAGAUCAAGACUAUAUAGAUUUAAUAAGCUUUAUCUACCCUUGGACACUAGAAAAAUACAAAGAUGUAGAAAGCAAGCAACUUCUUUGGGAAUUGAUAAAGAUGGAACUUUGAGCUAAGAACAUGAGCUAUUCUAAGAAAAAAAGAGCUGAGGUUAAAAAACGUCACAUUGUCCUCCAACACAAUUUAGAUGAACUGGACUAUAAAAUUUGCAAUGAAGCCGAUUUAAACCCUCAUAUCCUAGAUCAAUAUGAGGCAGAGAAAAACGAAUUGAAUUCCUUGUGCGAAUUGAAAAGUAAAGAGGCAAUUUUUAGAUCCAAGUUAAGUGGAUAGAACAAGGCGAAAAACCAACGAAGAAUUUUUUUAAUCUAGAAAAGAAAAACUAUGUAACGAAAACCUUGCUCAAAAUUAAGUUAGAUAAUGGUGAAAUCACUUUGGAUAUGAAAAAGAUAAAUAAACAAAUAGAGGUGUUUUUUAGGGAAUCAUACAAAUCCAAGCUUACUGAUGUCCCAUUGUCUGAACAGGAAUUAGGCCUCAAGGACUUUAGUCAAAACUUGGAAAUUCCACGUCUGUCUAACGAGGAACAAGCGUCGCUUGAACAUGACUUAACUGUACAAGAAAUAAAAAAUGUAUUACAUUCUUUUGAGAAAAAUAAAACUUCUGGUGAAGACGGUUUCACCAAAGAGUUCUAUGAAACUUUCUUUGACCUUUUAAAACAGAAUCUAAUUGAUUCGUAUAGUGAAGCUUUUUAGAAAGGCAGUCUAUCAGUAUCCCAGAGAAGAGGAGUAAUUUCUUUAAUUCCAAAAAAUGACCGCGACCUGUCAGAGCUUACUGGAUGGCGCCCAAUAACGUUGCUUACGGUUGAUUACAAAAUCCUGGCCAAGUGUAUUGCAAAACGUAUAGAACCUUUCCUUCCCAAACUAAUCCAUUCGGACCAAACAGGAUUUAUAUGAAGGAUAGAUUUAUUGGUCAAAAUGUAAGACUUUUGAAUGAUCUUAUGGAAUACACGGUUGUAAAGUGAUGUAAAGAAGAUAUCAGGAAUUUUUCUUUUUAUCGACUUUGAAAAAGCAUUCGAUUCCAUAGAGUGGAACUGUAUAAAACGAAGCUUAGAAUUAUUUAAUUUGGGACCAUUCUUAACAAGAUGGUUCUCAAUUCUUUACAGUAAUUCCGAGGCAGCAUUGAUGAACGCUGGUUACAUGACAGACUACUUCGCUGUAUCAAGAGGAGUUCGUCAAGGGUGCCUGCUGAGUCCAUUCCUCUUUAUAUUUAUAUUGUAUAUUAUGUUUUGAGGAUUGGCUCCUCAAAACAUAAAAAAACCAAACUAUUGGAAUUUCUCGGCAUAAAAGACCCCAUUAAAAUACGCGGGGCGCACUUGUCGUAUAACGCAGACAAGAACAACGAUGACAACUUCUUCAGCAAGAUUCGUAAAAUGAAAACUAAACUGAACCUCUGGCAAACGCGUAACCUUACGCUUUUUGGCAAAUCUGGAUCCGUUCUAGCCAAAACGCUUGGUGUCUCUCAGUUAAUCUACCCUGCUUCACUAAUGACUGUCCCUGAUGCAGUAACACGCGCGGCUCAAAGCCUCCUGUUCUCGUUUUUGUGGAAAAAUAAGAAAGAUGAAAUUAAACGAAAUGUUGUAUGCCAGCCAAUUGAAACUAGGAUGGUGGCCUUAAUUUUACAAAUUUUGAAAUUAUGGUAAAAUCUUUGCGACUAGCCUGGACAGCUAGACUGAUUAGCAACUCUGACGAUAACUGGAAGGCAAUACCGAAUUUCUAUUUCGACAAAUAUGGCGGCCUGCCGGUCCUCCUCAAGUGCAACUACGGUACUGCAAUUCUUGACAACAAUCUACCUUUAUUCUACCCUGAGUUAUUAGAUUAUUUCCACGAACUAAUGGAAUUCUCAGAAUACGAUAACAACAAUGACCUCAUUCUUUGGAAUAAUAGGAGAAUUACGAUAGAAAGGAAUAGUGUCUUCUGGAAACAAUGGUUUGAGCAGGGUGUUACUUUCAUUAGUGAUUUAAUGAACUCAAAUGGUAAAUUUCUAACCUUCGAAAAAUUUCAAAAUAAAUUUGAAAUUAAAGCUAACUAUUUGCACUAUUUUCAAUUAAUUGCUGCCAUUCCUCCGGAUUUGAAACGAAAGGCAUUUGGUUCCACGUUUCCUGAUCUGCUCGGAACAACUUCAGAGUACUGACAGAUAGAAGAUAGAACAAUAGUCUUAACCAAAUUCCGCUCUAAAAAUUAUUACAGUCUGCUCAUCGAGAAACUUUUUUCAGACCCCUUCGCAGUAAGGGCUUAGAAAAAAAGCUUUUCAGAACUUCCUGAUUGGGGUGAUUGUUUUGUGAAUAUAUACAAAUCCACGAAAGAUAACAAGCUUAGACAAUUCUGUUUUAAGGUUGUGCACAGAAUAAUCACGACAAAGAAGGCACUACUGAAAUAUAAACUGAUGACAAAGGUCCUUUCUGCCUUAAUCCAGAUUCAAUUGAACACACCUUUUUAUAUUGUCAAGAGUCAAAGGAAUUCUUUUUCAAAACUUUAA
Porites evermanni is the source of this 3690-nucleotide messenger RNA. The record is from the annotation of a GenBank genome assembly. Lineage: Eukaryota; Metazoa; Cnidaria; Anthozoa; Scleractinia; Poritidae.